This is a messenger RNA of Hypanus sabinus (Atlantic stingray), 985 nucleotides long. Its product is annotated as elongation factor 1-delta-like. Bases 85 to 939 code for a protein of 284 amino acids. The record is from RefSeq and is a predicted model, not a curated record. Gene Ontology annotation, biological process: translational elongation. The transcript is spliced from 8 exons. Gene Ontology annotation, cellular component: eukaryotic translation elongation factor 1 complex; cytosol. NCBI's taxonomy places the organism in Eukaryota, Metazoa, Chordata, Chondrichthyes, Myliobatiformes, Dasyatidae. Gene Ontology annotation, molecular function: translation elongation factor activity; guanyl-nucleotide exchange factor activity.
UCGGGGUCGGGGUGCGCAGGCGCGGUCUCGGGUUCUCGGUGCGGGCUGAGGCGGCGGCGGCGGCGGCGGCACGGAUCGGUGACCAUGGCGGUUAACUUUUUAACUAACGAGAAUAUCUGGUUUGACAAAUACAAGUAUGAUGAUGCAGAGGUGCAGUACCACCGGCAUCUGCAUGGAUCGGUCCCUACCAAUACCCCAGUAGAAAAUACGGCACGGGAUUCCCCAGCUGUGCAGGAGAACGGAGCGAGUAACAUCCUUCGGGACAUUGCCAGAGCCAGGGAGAAUAUCCAGAAGUCACUGGCCGGAAGCGCGAUACAGGGUGCGGAUAAUGAGCUGUGCUCCCGUGUCACCAGCUUGGAGAAGGAGAACCAGAACUUGCACAAGGAGGUGGAAGAACUACGGUUAACGUUGUCGAAGUUGGAGCUGCGUCUUUCCACAAUGGAGAAGUCCUUGACCAGCGCCAAACCCUUGGUGCCUGCACCAACCCAACCCAGCAAGCUCCCUCACCCCGCUCUCCUUUCUCAGCCCAGCACAAAGCAGCCGGAGGAGGACGAUGAUGACCUGGACCUCUUUGGCAGCAGCGACGAGGAGGAGAGCGCGGAGAGCGAGAGGGUCCGGGAAGAGCGGCUCCGCCAGUACGCCGAGAAGAAAUCCAAGAAGCCCACCCUCAUUGCCAAGUCCUCCAUCCUCCUGGAUGUCAAGCCUUGGGACGACGAGACGGACAUGGCGAAGCUGGAGGAGUGUGUCCGCACGGUGCAGAUGGACGGCCUGGUGUGGGGGGCCUCCAAGCUGGUCCCCGUCGGCUACGGCAUCAGGAAGCUCCAGAUCCAAUGCGUGGUGGAGGACGACAAGGUCGGCACCGACCAGCUGGAGGAACAAAUCAUCCAAUUUGAGGAUUACGUGCAAAGUGUUGACGUUGCUGCUUUCAACAAGGUCUAAAGUCAGCUAGUACUUUGAGGAAUAAAGGAAUUCUGUGCAGAAGUUA